Messenger RNA from Porites evermanni, 3388 nucleotides. The record is from the annotation of a GenBank genome assembly. NCBI's taxonomy places the organism in Eukaryota, Metazoa, Cnidaria, Anthozoa, Scleractinia, Poritidae.
UUUCACCUUAAAUGGCUUCAUAAAUCCGGUCCCAGAAUAUUUCUUAAUCAUUGCUUCAGAGGCAUUUUUCUUCUUCUUAGGAGUAACACAAGUUGGUGAAUCCCCAGAAAAAAAUGAUCAACCGCUGGUUUGCUUUUGGGGUUCUUCUUUGUGUUGGAAUCAGUUGUUUUAACUUUGACUGGUAGUGUAAUACAUACAGUUUAUCAGCGGCCAUGUUGAUUUCUUUUUUAACAUUUCAGACUAUUCAUGCCGAUCACUUCUGGGACUUGGAGUUAAGGGUUUAUCUGAGGACUGCUGAAGCGGUUUGAAUUACAAUUGUAUUUCUUAAUCUGCUCUCUGCAGAGGAAUAUUGAAUCUGUUUGUGAGUGAAACAGCUACCCCUUCUACCAAAGAAUGCGACUUUAUAGUCGUUGGCGGCGGGACAGGAGGCCUGGCUUUGGCUACGAGGUUAGCAGAAAUAGAGUCAUGGGAAAUCUGCGUCGUCGAGCGCGGUCCAAAGGAGGUUCCCAUGCCGGGCUGGAGUACUAACAGUUACAAAUGGACAUGCCCACAUGAUCCAGUAUGGCUGACCGAACCAACGCUUCGCACGAUGGAGACUGUCAAGCCGGAUGUCACCAGAAACAUAAACAAAGACGGACGAAUUAUCUACAUUCCAAGAUGGCGCGGUAUAGGGGGGACCUCUAGCGUCUAUGGUAGCAUUGUAAGACGCCCAAGUCCUGAGGUACUAAAGCUCUGGCCAGAAGGAUGGAAACAUGAUGAGCUGUUGCCGUACUACAAGAAAAGCGAAGACCACUACUGCCAUUACGACACAGAACAAUCGAGUGAUAUUGCACCCGCUGAUUGUAAAUACUGGCAUGGAAAAGGAGGUCCAAUGCAGGUCAAUCCUCUUCUGAAAGAAGCGUUUGCUGCAUUCCCGAAGGCGAUGACGACUGUUUGUGAAUACAGAGAACAUGCCAUGGGGAGCUAGGAUAUGCCGGCGAUUACAAUGGCCCCUUGAAUGCCCGUGCGAGCUACAGUACUUUUCAGCAAUUCAAGGACCGAACAAAUAAAAAUUACUACCCAGCAAAAACCGCCCGCAAAGACCGGGCAGCCAAGACUGCUCGGGGAAGCAGCUACACUGGCUAUUUUAAGUACAAUAAAAGGCAACCAACUAUUAUCUUCAAUGCUCCUGUCACCAAAAUUUUGUUUGAUGAUGCUCGUAGAGCCAUGGGCGUGGUGUAUCUGGACAGCACCACAGGCAAAACACAAGAAUUGCGAGCACGUAAGGAAGUGAUCCUCGCUGGCGGAGCUUUUGACACCCCGCAUCUGCUUCAAGUAAGCGGAGUUGGGCCACGUGACCUCCUCGACAAAAUCAAAAUUCCUUUGGUCGUGGAAAAUCCACACGUGGGAGAGCAUUUAUGGGAUCACAUUUCUGUCCCUUAUGUCCUUAAACUGUCUGACGCCGCCGAUAACCUACCAGAGUCAGUAAAUAUCGAUGGAACUGAACACAAGAAUACUGCAGCGCUGUUUUACAUUAAUGGUCCAUUCUCGUGGAUUUUACACUUGCGCUCUAACGUAAAGGAACGCCAGCCCCAAGACAUGACUGACGUGCAGUUGUAUGUCAUGGGUAACUCUAGCCUGUUUGAUGAGACUGAAGCUUUGUGUACAACCAGCAGUAAAAGAGGGACUGACCCCAGCGAUGGAUCUCGUGAAGGGACUAUACGAAUUAUCGAUCAAUGGCCAGAAUACCGCGGUUCUGUUAAAGCACAGACAUCAAGUAUAUUCAACAAACCUGUUCUGGACUAUGGUUGGGACUAUAAACUAGAUAACAAAGUUUCACCGAAAUUCAAAAAGGUAGCAAAGGUCGUUCGAAGUCAAAUUCGGCUGCUACGAGAAAUCUUUUUUGGCGAGAAAGCCUCUGAAGUCUCUGAAACAUUUCGGGGACUAGUUUUGGACGAAGUUGAACCCGGGCUAGACAAAGUGACAGACGAGGAGUUAGAUGUUUGGAUGCGUGGAAUGUUUGUCUCUGCCCUGCACCCCGCUUGUACCUGCAAGAUGCCCGACUGUGUUGACGAAUUUCUUAGGGUGAAAGGUGUGUCCAAUCUACGAAUCUGUGACACCUCAGCCUUUGCCACACAGAUUGAUGGGAAUCCAGUGGCUACAAUAUUUGCUAUGUCGGAGAAACUGGCAGACAUGCUCAAGAAAAAAUAUCUUGAUGAUCUUGAUGAAAAAUCUUGCACUAAAACCAAAGGCAAGAAGAGCAAUCUCAUUGAAGCAGAUUCAUCAGAUAGCAAUGACAAUUGCUUUGACUAAAACACAUCUGUUAGGUGUUUGAACUAAUACUCAAGUGCUAUCACUGAAAAGUAGGCUGAUGUCUAGUUUCAUUUGUGUUAUCUAUUAUUUUCCCUGCACUUACCUUAUUAUAGACAAGGAAAUUAACGCUCCAUGAAGUUAAGGUAUUGAAAAGGACUUUCACCAAAGGAAAUUAACGCGAAAGAGAAGGGACCAUUUCAAAAUGAAGGACUUUAACGCGACGUUCAUAAAGAAACAAAACUUGUUGAGACAACGGGAAAAAAGGUAGACGUAUAAUCCAAAAUGGAAGCUUUGUUGGUGGUUCUUUCCCACAACAUAUUAACGGGGUCGAACGAAGAUAGAAAUCUAGCCACUUUGAGGGUUCUUUACAGUUUCACUGUUGUUGGCGGAUCUACACCCUGAUAAUAUACUCGAUCCUCUUUCUUAGAUGUCAACGUUUACAAAAAUUAACCCGACUUGCAUUAACGCGAAUUUCAAUAUCAUGAAGCGUUAAUUUCCUAUAAUAAGGUAUACGAGCUGUUUUAAAAACAAUUCGUGCCGUUAGUUUUCACGAGCCUUUCCGCAUAUAAGAGGCUUCAAAAAGAGCCCAGUUUUUUUUUCUAAGAGCAACUUGCAAUGUAAGAUAGAUGACACUGGCAGGAUAGUGCGUGUGUGUGUUUUUCUUUCAGCACUUCCACUGUGAGUCAAGCUUUAGUUCUUUUCCACUCGUUCUGAUGUUACCAGAGUUUAAAUGUACAGUCGACUCCCGAUAACUCGAACCCGGAAAUCGAUUUCCCCUGGAUUUCUCUCGCACAUUUACUGUAAUUUUACCCCUCGGUUACUAGAACCCUCGAUAUUUGGAACCUCCCGGACAUAUAAUUUUACCCUCGAUAACGUGAACCACUAGUUUAGGUGCUUAAAAAGGCGGGAAAAAACGGUGUACUGGCCUCCGAAACAUUGAUUUUGAAUUUCCCAUUGACGUGUUGUAGGCAUAUCAGGCUGAUGUUGUUGUCACAAAUCUAAACGUUAAACGGUUUUACUUCUCAAACAGUAAAACGCAUGCUCUAUUUAGGCUAUGUUUUGUUACUCACGUUCUGAUUUAUAGUCUAGAAGUAUC